Messenger RNA from Caenorhabditis sp. 36 PRJEB53466, 2630 nucleotides. The record is from the annotation of a GenBank genome assembly. NCBI's taxonomy places the organism in Eukaryota, Metazoa, Nematoda, Chromadorea, Rhabditida, Rhabditidae.
AUGGUGUCGCUUCCAGUUCCGUUAGUCACUGAUAUUCUGUUAGAAGAGGACGAGCAUGACGAGCGUAAGUCUGUGAGGGGACCGAAAUUUGGGGGGACUAUUCUUGAAAAUCAUUGAUUUUCAGUCAAAGGCUCAGCAGGAACACUUUCGGACGAGGAGUUGCUGGCCAGGACGAUCGAAAAGGCGCUCAAGUCGAAAAAGUUGGCACAAUCGCCAAAUAUGACGUCAUCGAUCAAAGUGGCGCUGACCGCCGAGGACCUGCUCGACCAGAUCGGAAUGUGCGUUUGGAUCUAUUUGCGUGGUCGGAAAUAUCCGGAAAAAAAACAGAAUUCGGCUUGUAGCACAAGUGAAACAGUAAACACGUAAACUACUGUUUCACUAUGUUCUGAACGGUAAUCAUUCUACGUAUUCGUACAAGAGCUGUGCCUGCGUAUAAGGUCACAGAUGGAUUGUAGAUGUGGUACAAACUCAAGUUUUGACAUGUCGGGAAGUCUAGAAUUGAAUAAACCUCAUAAGAUUCAGAUUAGAAUUAGGAUCGUCAGAAUGAGAUAUUGCGUUUUGCAGCUGGAACCCGUACCCGCUCUUCAUCACAUUCUCGAUGGCAUUCCUCUGGUUAUUGUCCGUCAUGCCGACAAUGUCACCCAGUUACAUGGCGCCCUCUUCUCCGUGCACACUCGACAACUGCUCGUUUGUGACUGUUCAGAAGGAGGUGAGUGAACAUGACGAAGUAAUGGUGCAAACACACACACAUUUGUGACGUUCUUUUGCUAAAACGACAAUAAUGAAAAACUUUGGCUGAACAAUUUUCAGUUCAACAUAACCAAAACUUUUAUUGAUCCCGGAGAGAUGACGGCUUCGGUCUUUUUCCUGGGAAAUGGAGUGCUUGGUCAGAUUUACGCGGUUGCAGCUGACAGGUACCCAACUUUUGUGCCAAUCGGAUCCAUCCACUGUUUCUAGAAUCGGUCGUCGUCCCGUGCUCAUCGCAAGUCUCUUCAUCUCUGGUCUCUCUGGAAUCGCAGCCGCCUACGCACCAAACUUUGAAACUAUGCUUGUCGGACGCUUCUUUCAAGGCAGUUGCUUUACAGUAAUCCCCUGAUCGUACAGUACUACUCCUAUAUCUACCGGUAUCCCCCUUCAGGCGCUCACAAUGAUCAACUGGGUAAUGUGCUGCGAGAGCAUCAGUUUCUCCGGCCACGGCUACGCUUCCGUGCUGUUCGGUCUGUGCUGGGUCAUCGGAUAUUGUUCGGUUUCGCCGCUGGCCAUGUACUUUUCCACGUGGCGAUACGUUCAAUUGGCCACCUCUGUGCCAUGCGUGCUCUUCGGCGUGCUCAUGUUGUUGUGAGUUGCGCAUCUCGGCUACCGCUAAACACAUCAAAAAGUUGUCCAACUUUAUUAGUUGCCACGAUUUUCCCAUCUUAACCCGCAACUGAGAUAUAUAUCAAAAUUCCAGCACCCUCCCCGAAAGCUUCUCAUUCCUGGUGGCCAAGCGGAAGCGCGACGAUCUCGUGAAAUGGAUCGAAAUAGCGUCGAGAGUCGGAAACGAGGAGAUUGACUACGAUGCCGAUCAGAUUGUGGACAUGUCGAGCAGAGAAGAGGACAAUAAAACACUUGUGCAGACGCUCAAACUCGUGCUUCAGUCCAAACUGAUGCUCACCUACACCGUCGUCGAGUCGUUUUUGUGGUAAGAUCCGUGACGAACCCCGGUGGGACCGUAACCGUACCUUCCAGGAUCGUCGACCUCAUGAUCUACAGUGCCCUUUCGCUCUCCUCGACCGGCAUCGGAUCCAACAACAUGCACCUCUCGUACAUCUUCUCCGGCCUCGUCGAGAUCCCCUCCUACUUCCUGAUCCCUGCCGCCAUCGACUGGCUCGGAAGGAAGCCGUCCGUGAUGGUCUGCCACUUGAUCCUCGCCUUCUCGCUCCUCUCCAUGUACCUGUUCGAUCAUGAGGCCGAUCCGGAGAUCUUUCUCAUCAUCUGGCUCAUUGCCAAGUUUGCCGUCGCGUGUGCCUUCAUGCUCUGUUUCGUGUACGGAGCAGAGUUGUUCCCCACUAAUUGCAGGUAAGCAAACUUAUAAAAUGUGAAAAAUUUUGCGGGUUGAAACGUUUUCGAUAUCUCUACACACACACACACAGCUGAGAUGAAUAGUUUUGAAUGGCACGGUUUCACUAAUCUGUGAAAUAUCAUAGUUUUCACAAUAACUAUUGUCAUAUCCAAAAUUUACUGUAAAAAUGCUAAUAGCAGCUAUAAUGACUAUAAUAGUCGUUUGUCAACUUCUUGAAACCGUUUUUUGUUGUUGCUGUUUCACGACUUUGAUAUCAAAUGGUUCUGAACCAAACUUGCAUUCAAAAUGGCUCUACGUGUAGUUUUUUCAGAAGCAUCUGCCUGGGCGCGUGUGCGACCAUCUCCAACGUCGGAGCAGUCAUGGCUCCACACGUUCCUGCCAUGGUACACGCCCUUCCAAUCCUUCUGCCAUUCCCAUUCCCCAUCCGUUUCAGGACAUCUUCUUUCCGGGCCUACACUACCUUUUCUACGCUCUCUGCGCGUUCAUCUGCACAAUUGUGACCACGAUUCUUCCGGAAACGAAGGAACAUCACUGCACGUCGAGAAGUCAGCAACAGUCCCUCGCUUGA